This is a messenger RNA of Lindgomyces ingoldianus, 765 nucleotides long. RefSeq lists its product as uncharacterized. The record is from RefSeq and is a predicted model, not a curated record. The transcript is spliced from 2 exons. Bases 100 to 765 code for a protein of 221 amino acids. Lineage: Eukaryota; Fungi; Ascomycota; Dothideomycetes; Pleosporales; Lindgomycetaceae.
CUUCCUUCCAAUACCUCCGCCCUUUUUCCAUUCGCCCUGCGUCAGACGGCCACGCCGAAUUCCUCCUCAACAGUUACUAAGAUUUUUCCACCCAACGCAAUGGCAAACCUUCUCAGCGUACUAGAUAGUCUCUUGCACAUACCUGAGGAUGAGAUUUUACCUGCAGGCACCGACCUCACCCCGUACUAUCGACCCUGGGGAUUCACCAUUUACCGGACUGCUUAUGGACCUUCUUCCGGCCGGCACUGGCAGGCGCUCCUCGAUGACAUCCGGGCUGAUGUAGUCGAGCAAGUGACCGGCCCAGAUGGGACGCGCCAAGCCGAUCCCGUCGCCCAGCAAGUAUUAUCACUUUUUCGCUUGGACAUACGGUCCGAUGCCGAGACCCUCGACGGUCUCGACAUGGAGCACAUCCGAAGAAUAUACAAAGACGAAAUUGGGGGCCAGCCGAUGAAUGCAAAUCACCGAGAGCGGAGGUAUUUUCUGCUGGUCGAUGAGGGUGUCAUCGAAGAGCACCGAGCCAAGGCAAAAACACCGGCGUAUAAGCCAUGGAUUAAGUGUGUCGAGGUGGACUACGUUGCAAGUGAUUACGUUCCUAGGAAUGCCAGGCUAGGUGGACAGCGAUACUUUGGGUGGAUGAAGAUGACGACAACGAGUGUGCCCCAGUUAUGGAGCAUGUUGGGGUUGAAGUGGCUUUCAGAGAUCACACCAGCGACUACUGUAGGAGCAGAGAUGGAAGUCUGGGACGAGCAAGGAGAUUUCUUCUAA